Molecule: messenger RNA, 2218 nt
Organism: Bubalus bubalis (water buffalo)
Lineage: Eukaryota; Metazoa; Chordata; Mammalia; Artiodactyla; Bovidae
Gene: KCNK4
Product: potassium two pore domain channel subfamily K member 4
Exons: 6
Coding region: 204-1931 (575 amino acids)
Biological process (GO): stabilization of membrane potential; potassium ion transmembrane transport
Cellular component (GO): membrane
Molecular function (GO): potassium ion leak channel activity
Source: RefSeq, a predicted model, not a curated record
CAGGGGGAUACCGGCCGGGAGGGGGCCCACCUCCGGGAGUCCUGCGGCCGUGCGUCCCGCCCGCCGCCCGUCACGCUCCGAGGCGUCGGCGUGAAGACGCGGGGAGGCGGUGGGAGCGAGUGGCGGGUGUGCGGUGUCUGGGCGGCGGGCGCUGCGCGGUGGCCCCGCGAUCUGGGUGUGCGUGGACGUGAGUCUGUGCACACAUGUGUGUGGGCCUCUGGGGGCCUUGGCCCGGCGCGCACGGCCCUGAAGGUCCGGUGUGCCCGGGAGUCCGGGGUGUGUGCAGGUGGACGGUGUGCAUGCAACCGGGGCAGCGAGGCCGCCUAGAGCCGCAGGGCGGAGCGUGGGCGCGCGGGUCUUUGUGCCCGCGUGUGUGCGCGUGGGCGUCGCCGCGCUCUGUCCCGGGGGAGCCGGCAGCUGUCCUGGGGGAUGCCGCGCUGGUCCGGCCCUGGUCGCUCCCAUCCCGCUCCUUCCCGGAACCCGGUACCCUCCCUUCCCCUCCACCCUGCCUCGCCUCUGCGCAGCGACUGGGACCCGCCCCUGGGUUCCUCGAAAGCCCAGCGGGGCGCUGGGGACCCUGGGGGCUCCCAGCCCGGCCUAUCGCCUCUAGAAGCCGGGCAAGGAGAGGCAGGAGGGGAGGGAGAAGCCGCGAAGAUGCUGCUGCAACCUCGGCGGACGAGCCGGACCGCCAUCCCCGUCCCCGCCCGGCGUGGUCCUCUGCUCCCCCUCAGCCCCCAGCUGGAAGGCGGGGUCCCUCUCCAGGCCCCCAGCAUCUCCCCUCUGGCCCCGCCUCUCCCUGGGCAGGCUGUCUCUGUUUCCACCUUCCACUCUCCGUCCUUUCCUUUCCUGUGCCCUCUUCUCACACCCUGGAGUCCCGGACUGGGGCUGAGGGCCGGGCAGUGGAGGAUGUGGCUGAUGCCCUGGGAGGGGGCGCGAACCCUGACACCAACUCAACCAGUAACAGCAACCAUUCAGCCUGGGACCUGGGCAGUGCCUUCUUUUUCUCAGGCACCAUCAUCACAACCAUUGGCUAUGGCAACGCAGCCCUGCGCACAGACGCUGGGCGCCUCUUCUGCAUCUUUUAUGCGCUGGUGGGGAUCCCGCUGUUUGGGAUACUGCUGGCCGGGGUCGGGGACCGGCUGGGCUCUUCCCUGCGCCGCGGCAUCGGUCACAUCGAAGCCAUCUUCCUGAAGUGGCACGUGCCACCGGGGCUGGUGCGAAUUCUAUCCGCGGUGCUCUUCCUGCUGAUCGGCUGCCUGCUCUUUGUCCUUACGCCCACGUUCGUGUUCUGCUACAUGGAGGGCUGGAGCAAGCUGGAGGCCAUCUACUUCGUGGUGGUGACACUCACCACGGUGGGCUUCGGGGACUAUGUGGCCGGGGCCAGUCCCAACCAGAACUUUGCAGCCUACCAGCCGCUGGUGUGGUUUUGGAUCCUGCUCGGCCUGGCCUACUUCGCUUCAGUGCUCACCACCAUCGGGAACUGGCUGCGAGUCGUGUCCCGCCGCACUCGCGCAGAGAUGGGUGGCCUCACGGCGCAGGCCGCCAGCUGGACGGGCACGGUGACCGCGCGGGUGACCCAGCGAGUUGGGCCCACGGCACCACCGCCGUUGGAGAAGGAGCGGCCACCCCUGCCUCCACCGCCUUGCACGGCGCAGCCUGCCAGCAGGCCCCUAUCCCCUGCGGCCCCGGAGAAGACCGAGCCGUCCUCCCCGCCCUCCCCGCCCACGCCGCCCACGCCGCCCACGGCCUCCGCGCUGGACUACCCCAGCGAGAAUCUGGCCUUUAUCGACGAGUCCUCGGACACGCAGAGCGAGCGCGGCUGCGCGCUGCCCCGCGCGCCACGGGGUCGCCGCCGCCCCCUCAAUCCCCCCAGGAAACCGUCGCGGCCCCGCGGCCCGGGGCGCCCCCGGGACAAAGGCGUGCCCGCGUAGAGGGAGGACCCCGGCCCCGGCCUCUCAAAGGGCUUCGUUCUGGCCCUCUCACCCCGGCAUGCUCUGCUUGUCUGACCAAAGAGCCCUCUCUCGACCGACCGGACCGAAACCUGGGGAGGAGGCCAUGGGCUGCUUGUCUGCCACCCCCUGCUCCUGGCCCUGUCACUUCAUCCAUUUCCAGACUCCCACGGCUUUCUGUCUCGCUGUCCCGGCCGGGCCUGUCCCUCACAACACCUCACGACUGUGCCUCAAAGCCCGCAUCAAUAAACGGAAACAGUCUGCACGGC